Molecule: messenger RNA, 742 nt
Organism: Jatropha curcas
Lineage: Eukaryota; Viridiplantae; Streptophyta; Magnoliopsida; Malpighiales; Euphorbiaceae
Product: small ribosomal subunit protein eS26y
Biological process (GO): translation
Cellular component (GO): cytosolic small ribosomal subunit; ribosome
Molecular function (GO): structural constituent of ribosome; mRNA binding
Source: RefSeq, a predicted model, not a curated record
GUAGGUGCUUGGCCCAAUCCCACUAUAAAAGCACCUCAUUUCUUAUCUGUGCAAAACCCUAGCAGCAGCAAACAGAAGCAGCGUCGAGCACCGCCACUUCUUUGUAGGGAGAACCACCAGCACCGCCACAAUCAACCAUGACAUUCAAGAGAAGAAACGGUGGCCGCAACAAGCACGGCCGUGGUCACGUUAAGUUCAUUCGCUGUUCCAACUGCGGCAAAUGCUGCCCUAAGGACAAAGCUAUCAAGAGAUUUCUUGUGAGGAACAUUGUUGAGCAAGCUGCAGUUAGGGACGUUCAGGAUUCUUGUGUUUAUGAUGGAUAUGUUCUUCCUAAGCUGUAUGUGAAGAUGCAAUACUGUGUUUCAUGUGCCAUUCACUCCAGAGUUGUCAGGGUUCGCUCUCGCACUGAGCGCAGGAACCGUGAACCACCACAGCGCUUCCUCAGGCGCAGGGAUGACCUGCCAAAGCCUGGACAGCCAGGUCAGACCGGUCAAGUAGCUCGUCCUGCAGGUGCCGGUGUUGCUGCUAGGACCUAAGUGUCGAAUUCUUUCUGUUCUAUGUUUUGUUUUGAAGUUGCUCGUUAAAUUUUCUAAGGAAUGAAAUUUGCUGUCUCAAUCUUUUUAAGUUAGACAUUAAGGAUUAUAUAUGUUAUCUUGAAAAUUUUUGAUCCAUGAGAGUGCAUUAUGACAUUACUUCACUUAUGCUUUAUGGCAUGAUGAAUCUUUACAAGUUCUUUGUGAUA